Molecule: messenger RNA, 1716 nt
Organism: Onychostoma macrolepis
Lineage: Eukaryota; Metazoa; Chordata; Actinopteri; Cypriniformes; Cyprinidae
Gene: drd7
Product: dopamine receptor D7
Exons: 2
Coding region: 367-1716 (449 amino acids)
Biological process (GO): adenylate cyclase-activating adrenergic receptor signaling pathway
Cellular component (GO): membrane
Molecular function (GO): G protein-coupled receptor activity
Source: RefSeq, a predicted model, not a curated record
AAACAAAAAUAAUAAUUGUGAUGGAUUAAAUAGUCUCCUAGCCCGACAAGAGCACUUUGGGUGACUUGUGGAGAGUUUUCUGGAGGAGGGGAGGCUAAAUUUCACAGGCUACUUCUGCUCCUCCCCCUAGUCCUACUUCCAAGAUCAUUAGUCUCACCCUCUGCACUGUAUCCUCACACACUUCUGGCUGAAGGAAGGAAGAAGGUUAUUUCAGAAAUGUUCAAUUACAGGCAACUCUCUCAUUAAUGGAUGAAUUCCUGAAGUCUUCGGAUAUUAAACUCUCUGCAGAUACCCUGAAGAACGGAUGCUUGAUCAAAAGACUUAAUUUUUCAGGUUGCAGCCAGGGUAAUAGGGACAUCCCGGAAAAUGGUAAACCAGACUGAAGGUUAUGUCUCAGAGCUAAUAACUCGCUCCAUGACUGGUUGUCUGCUUUUCAUUUUUGUGCUCUCCACCUUUCUAGGGAAUGCUCUGGUGUGCACCGCAGUGGUACGGUUCCGUCAUCUGCGCUCCAAAGUGGCGUAUGUGUUUGUAGUGUCUUUGGCAGUCUCAGAUCUCUUAGUUGCCUCUCUUGUAAUGCCAUGGAAGGCAGCCGCAGAGAUUGUGGGUUUCUGGCCGUUCGGCAGUUUCUGUGAAGUAUGGCUAGCCUUUGACAUCAUGUGCUCCACCGCCUCCAUUCUUAACCUGUGCAUCAUAAGCGUGGAUCGUUACUGGGCUAUUGCUAUCCCACUGAGCUACGAGCAGAAAAUGACAAGAAGGGUGGCGUUUGUCAUGAUUGGAGUGGCAUGGGCGCUCUCUGUUCUGAUCUCAUUCAUUCCUGUGCAGCUGAGUUGGCAUAAGAGUCUCCGCCAUAAAGAAGACCUGGGAGAAAUGGCUGAGAAAUGCGAUGCCAGUUUAAACCGCACUUACGCCAUCACUUCAUCUCUGAUCAGUUUCUACAUCCCCGUCUCCAUAAUGAUUGUCACUUACACUCGCAUCUUCCUCAUAGCGCAAAAGCAGAUCCGAAGGAUAUCAAUGCAAGAGUGCACCAUUAAGCAUGUUCAGUCCUGCCAGAGCUGCAGUAAAGCACCUGAAGAGAAGUUAAAAAGCUCAUUUAAGAGGGAAACCAAAGUCCUGAAAACCCUGUCGAUGAUCAUGGGUGUGUUCGUCUGCUGCUGGCUCCCUUUCUUCAUUCUCAACUGCAUGGUGCCGUUUUGUGACCCUGGCCUUCACAACGCCGGGCAGAUCCCAUGUGUCAAUAAGACGACAUUCGAUGUGUUUGUGUGGUGUGGGUGGGCGAACUCUACCUUGAAUCCUGUAGUGUAUGCAUUUAAUGCAGAAUUCCGCAAAGCGUUCUCCAGCCUCUUGGGAUGUGGGAAGCUGUGCUCUCGGAAUACGGUUCAAACGGUUGACUUCAGCAAUGAGCUGGUGUCUUACCAUCGUGACUCCACAAACCUUCGAGAUGCUCACCUCUUCGGUCACCCCUGUCUGCAUCCGCACGCUGUCAGGGAGGAAAGUGAUAAAGACGUGUGCUUCGAUACAGUGUCACAGAUGGCUGAAGUCCCUUGUGAGGCUGAAUGCAACUUUGUAUAUGGGGAAAGGCCUCCUAUGCUAAGUCUUGGAGAAACAGAACUAUCAUUGGAUAAAAUCCUACCAUUUACAAAAGAAGAUGAAUUAGCCUCUCUUGAACGUGUGGCUCAUAAUGAAAUCGAAUCUCCUAGUAUCUCUGAAAUAUUGUAA